AUGGCUGAGGACUCGGAGCCUGAAUUUUACCUAAGGUGGAAACACUGUGAGACACCAGGUAUUAAGACUCUGUGCAAUCUAAGGACACUUCUGAACAAACUCCAGAAAGACCACAGAGAUGAUGUCUACACGUACACCUCCGGACACCUGAACCCCAGCAAGCUCUACAGGCCUCUGGAGACAAUCCUGUACCACUGGCCCAAUGCCAACAGGCCCAAGGAGGCAAACGUCUUUGGAGUAGAAAAGCCAUCUUAUAAGAAGAUUAAAAAGAUGAAAGAUGCUUUAGCUUAUUUUACCAUCAACACAGCUGUGGGCCCAAAAGAUGCCGAGAACACACCACUCUUGAGGUAUUUGAACCCUCUGACACGUGGUUCCCACACUUUGGAGGAGGAUUUGAUUCCAAAGAAGGGUUUGAGAGAGGAAGGUUCUCCUGAACGGCCAAAGAGAGAAGAGCUAAGAUGGCCCAAGAUGAAGGUUCUGAAGUACAAAGAAGUGAAGUCCAGCCGUGAGUGUGCUAUGUGCCCCCCAGGCAGGGACGAGUUCCAGUACCUCAGCUCACACUUGGCUGGCAUAACAAAAGCAGACAAGUACAGGAAGUUCUUGAGUUUCCAGAAACAAGUUCUUGCAAAGCAAGAUGUCUGGAAGAGUGACUUCACUGGGAGCAAGGUAGCGACGUGCCAUGAAAAGAAGUUGGAGCAGAAGCUCCAGAAAAUAUGUGUCUGUGACCCUGAAGAGUUCAACAGACUACAGGUCUUUGGAGAAGUCUUUGAAGAUAUUUGCAAUAGUUCUUUGAUAUUUGGUGAUAUCUUGAAAGAAAUUAAGGACGAAUAUGAACUCUACAUGUUAUUACUUCUGAAGACCCAGCCCACAGAGCAGUAUAAGACUUUGCUGACUUACAUCCAGGGGCUGGAGACGAGGAGGGUGAGGACCGCAGAUGUCGACCAGGCCAGGGAGGACCUGAGGGUGCUCGUGAUGACCAUCAAAGCAGCCCUGGACCGUAAUGACAAACUCAGAAGUGAAUUGGAGCUGGAACGCACGUUGCUGCAAUCCACUAAGAAGAGAUCAGAAUCACCUGAGAAAAAUGUAAUGAAGGAGGAGCGUCUUACUCUUAUUGAGAAGGUUGAAAAAAAGAGGUGUGAAGUGCUUAAUAAAUGGGAUGAAAUUCAAGCUCUUGAAAGAGAAAUUAAAACAACUUUGGUUCAUACUGGAAUUUUGCAUAUCACCGAGAAUAAGAUUAAAAGCUUAGAGACUGAAACUAUAAAGUUGGAAACAGCAAAUAAAAUUUUAAAGAAGAAAAUACAAUUUAUUGAAAACCACGUGAAGCAGAUCAUGGGGAAGAGCAAGCUGAGUGAGGGGGAGAAACAGAACCUUUGGGAAUUUAUUAAAGAAUUUGUAAAAUUAAAACAGACAGAUAACUCUUAA
Messenger RNA from Balaenoptera musculus (blue whale), 1422 nucleotides. RefSeq names its product chromosome 12 C6orf118 homolog (gene C12H6orf118). Lineage: Eukaryota; Metazoa; Chordata; Mammalia; Artiodactyla; Balaenopteridae. Bases 1 to 1422 code for a protein of 473 amino acids. The record is from RefSeq and is a predicted model, not a curated record. The transcript has 10 exons.